Molecule: messenger RNA, 1338 nt
Organism: Talaromyces amestolkiae
Lineage: Eukaryota; Fungi; Ascomycota; Eurotiomycetes; Eurotiales; Trichocomaceae
Exons: 4
Coding region: 1-1338 (445 amino acids)
Biological process (GO): transmembrane transport
Molecular function (GO): transmembrane transporter activity
Source: RefSeq, a predicted model, not a curated record
AUGGCCGUUUCUGAAGAUGAUCAGCAUCCACGGUUUUUCCGUAGCACGCUGUUUGUGAUAAUCAUUGUAUCCAUUACGGCAUUUACAUGUCCAGGGCUAUACUAUGCUUUGAACAACCUUGGAGCAGGGGGAGGAACGAACCCGACUAUCGUUAAUGCUGCUAAUGCAAUCAUCUUCGGCGUCAUUGCUGUAAGCAGUCCCUUCAUCGGGGCAAUCGUCAACCGCAUCAAUCCUAGACUUGGUCUAUUGAUCGGAUCUGCUUUUUAUACGCCAUAUGCAGGGGCAUUGUACUGCGCCGACAAGUUCCAUACAACGUGGUUCUUGCUUUUCGCCGCUGUUCUGCUUGGCUUAUCUGGUGCUUUUUUAUGGAUAUCAUCAGCGGCUAUUCUACUUGGCUACUGCGAAGAAGACAGAAAAGGACUGGCUAUGUCUGUCAAGUUCGCCAUGCAGAAUUUAGGUGGUUGUGUGGGUGCUGCUGUAAGCUUGGGACUUAAUAUCGACCGGAACUAUAAUGGAGGGGUCAGUCGCGGCACAUAUAUCGUUUUCAUGCUCCUGAUGGCCCUAGGGCCGAUAUUUGGGGCCAUGUUGCCUGCCUCUAAACAUGUGCGGCGAAGGGAUAGCAAGCCGGUCGUGGUCAAGAAACAGCCGAAUAUUUUUCGGGAAUUUGUUACACUGAAACUUUUACUUAAGGCACCCGCGGUCCUGGCUCUCAUACCUUUGAUGAUUUAUGUGCAAUGGGUUUUGUCCUAUCAGUGGCAGUUCAAUUACGCCUAUUUUACCGUUCGGGCUCGUGCACUCAACUCCUUUGUGUUCUAUUUCUUGGGUCUUAUCAGUUCCCUGGGUAUAGGUCAGGUGCUUGAUACACCACUUCUUGACCGGCGCAAUAGAGCUAAGGUUGGCUUCAUCAUCUCGACUCUAUUUGGAGCAGCAGCUUGGAUAUUGGCAGAAGUGACGCAGAUGCGUUAUUCCAAAACACGUCCGAGUCUGGACUUUGUUGAUGAACGAUAUGGCCUUGGUGCCGCGACAUUUGCGUUGUGGGGAUGCUCUGAUGCCUUAACGACGACAUAUCUUUUCUGGCUUGUCGGAACACUUACAAACGAUGUUAACGAAUCCGCUCUCCUGGGAUCGAUCGUAGGAUCCACCGGUUGUGUGGGAUCAGCCUUGGCUUUCGUGGUAACAGUCGAGAACUUUCAUUUAGAGGGUGCUUGCUCUAUCAAUCUAGCUCUCUUUUUCCUCUCGGUGCCCUCUCUAUUUUGGGUCAGUUUCACUCAAAUAUCCUCGAAAACAGAAGGGCUAAUGACGGUCAAUUCUGAGGAGGGAGGGCCCGUACAAAAAUAA